CAGAUACGUUUUGCGUUCGUUUGUUCGUAUUUAUCGAAUAAAAAUUUAAAGUUUGUAUUAUAUUUUUGAAAGUUUUUUGUGUCGACGAACAUAAAUCAGGUUUAACCAUGGCUACGAUUCCGAGAGGGUGCUGCUCGCACUGCAAAUAUAAGGAUUGUGAAAUGAAAAUGCAAUACCUCGCUCUAGAAAAAGAGAAUAUGAGACUUAGAGAUGAGAUUGAUAAAACAAAUGCGCAAAUAGGAUGUCGUGUUCUCAAACUCUCCGACUACUGUUAUAUGAAGGAAAAGUUAAAAUAUGACAUUGAUGAAACAAAAAAACGAUUACAAAAAACUGUAAAACAAAAGGACAGUAUUUUGAGACAAAAGAACCGUAUUUUAAGAGAAAAAGACAACGCAAUCCAGAAGAAACUGAAAGAACUGGAAUCCUUAAAUGCAAAGUGCUUAAGACACAAUGCGUUCUGCACCAGUCUUCAAGAAGCAAACUUGAAAAUUAACAACUUAGAAGAAGAGAAAAACUUAUUAACUUCUGAACUAGACAACAUGACAAAGGAACAAAACAAAUGGUGUAAUAGUGCAAAAGAAAGAGCACAGGUUAUUGCAGAAUUUUUGAAAGCAAACAUGCAAAUUGUUGACUAUAACAGCUGGAAGGCUACAAUGAGUCUAUCCGAGGAACUACAAGCAGUGAAGGGUAGUUUAGAUGACAAUACCGCAGAUUUGAUGUUUUUGAAACAGUCUUUACAAACGACAAGUGAGGCAUGCCAAAACUGCCAAACAUCCUUUCUAGAACAGAAAACUCUUUUGGAAGAAAAAAUACUACAAUUGGAAAAUCAAAUAGUGAAUGACUCUUUUUUGCAAAACCAACAGUCAGAGAUGAUAAAAAAGCUAACACAGAAAAACGAGGACUAUAAAAAAAGGGGAGUGAAACGUAUUAAGAAAGAGCUAUUGUCACCAACAGGUGACAUGAACUUACCUCCCACACCAUCAACCCCAGAUCAAGACAUGUACCAAAAUAAUGAAUUCGAAGAUGAGGAAUCUUCAAAACUUAAACAGAAUAGUCAAACAGCUAACUGUCCUCAGACAAUGCUAUGUUCGAACUCUCCAAAAGAAAAUGCAUCAAAUAGUAUCGAAACUGGUGACAUAAAAGUAUCACCAUCAUCACCCAUGAAUCCAGUUGUUCUCAGAGUCAACACUAAAGAAGUGACAAUGUCUGAUGAAGACAUUUCUGUUUUAUCACCAAGACCUGUUGAGAUUUUUGAAACCCAGAAGCAAGUCAGUAGGGUUAGCUCAAGAGGUGAAACUGUUGAUAGUAAAACCAAAUGCAGCGUGGAAUUGGACCAAACGAUUCUGUUUAAUAAGCGAAAGAACUCUACAGAGGAAAAAGUAUAUGAUAGCUCAGAGAAAACGGACUCCUAUGGCAUUAAAGCAUUACAAUCUUUUAAAAAACCAGUUUUGCCAGUCGAUGAGGAAAUGUGUGAUGAAGACCAUCCCAUUUCAUCACCAAGCCCUGUUAAGAUGCCUGGGACCCAGAAGGCACAUAGUAUGGUGAGCCCUGAAAUUGGUGCUUUAAAUAAUAAAACUAAAUUGAGUGUAAAGUCAGACGAAAUAGGUUUAGAGGAAAGCACACAAGCCAGUAGCAAUGACCAAGUAAUUAAUAACAAGAUUCAGUCUCCAGAAUAUUUAGAAAUCAUAGAUAUUCUUAGUGAGGUAACUCAAAUUCCAUCAAUACUUAGUCCGAUAAGGCCUCUUAAAGUAAAGUGUGAUAAAAGACCGAUAGAGUUGAACUUACAGACUGAUUAUCCAAAGCGACGCAAAACUUUAUUUUCACCAACACACAGUAGCAACUUAAGUGAAUUCCCAGUCUUAUGUGAUCUUAGAAAAGACCUUGUCGAUUUAAGCCCUGAGCCUGUUGAAACUUUCAUUGAGGUGAAACCAAAAAAUAGUUGCGGAGAAGAGAAUAAAUCUCCUAAACCAAGUGUAAUUAAAAAAGAGAGAAAGCCUGGUAGUGACAGCCACACUGCAAGUGAGAUUGAGGCAACUCCUAAACCAAGUGUAAUUAUAAAAGAGAGAAAGCCUGGUAGUGACAGCCACACUGCAAGUGAGAUUGAGGCAGCUCCUAAACCAAGUGUAAUUAAAAAAGAGAGAAGGCCUGGUAGUGACAGCCACACUGCAAGUGAGAUUGAGGCAGCUCCUAAACCAAGUGUAAUUAGAAAAGAGAGAAAGCCUGGUCGUGACAGCCACACUGCAAGUGAGAUUGAGGCAGCUCCUAAACCAAGUGUAAUUAAAAAAGAGAGAAAGCCUAGUAGUGACAGCCACACUGCAAGUGAGAUUGAAGCAGUCAAAAAAGAAUGUUACGUCGUUUUAGAGGAUAUCAAUCACAUUUCAGAGAAAAAUGAAAAAAGCCCAUGUCUUAACCAAACCAGUCAAGGCUUGAAAUUUGUUGACAAACAAAUGUCCAAAUUGACUCCUAACACUCCUGAUACGAUUACUGAAGAAUUCAAGAAUCCCAACACUCUACAGGCUUCAGAAAGAUUACAAAGGGAAGAUCUGAACUCUUGUCCUGUGCAAAGUUUGGCCAAGUCAUUGUCAACAAGUAAGGACAAACCAAGUUCUGCUAAAGAUAUUGUUCAUAAACAGCAUAACAUAGAAGCAGAAAAGGAAGUCAAACCCUCUGAAAAAUUGUUACAGGAAAUCAAGAAAUCGAACUCUCUAUCUACUCGAGAGGCAAAGUCUAGGAUUCACAAAGUCAACGCCAGCAAGUAG
This is a messenger RNA of Macrosteles quadrilineatus (aster leafhopper), 2759 nucleotides long. RefSeq lists its product as uncharacterized. NCBI's taxonomy places the organism in Eukaryota, Metazoa, Arthropoda, Insecta, Hemiptera, Cicadellidae. Bases 108 to 2759 code for a protein of 883 amino acids. The transcript is spliced from 8 exons. The record is from RefSeq and is a predicted model, not a curated record.